ACUUUUAUCAAGAUUUGACACGAAUCAAUUAUGAUCAAAAAUCAUUUCGUCUGACUGUGAACACAUUCCUUUUCAUCGCUACAGCAAUCUCGUAAUAUCCAGCACAUCUGUGCUUGCUUCCUAUUGUCUACCCGAGUAACUAGUCCCUUCAGUGUCGUUCAUGCAGAACAAGUUCUACAGAGUAAUUAACUGAAUUGCCAGUAAAGUCGUAGCAAAAAUGGAGACGCAACAUAUGAAGAAUUACUUUGCUCCAGCGAGCAUCGGGCAAAUCGGUAAUGCAAUACGUACAAAUGCGGAUCCUGCUAUUGAACAUUCAUCUGAGGAGCCCAUGACUAAAAAUUCGAGAUACAGCGAACCGAUUGCAAGCAGUUCAAAUCGGACACCCAACAUUCGAAAAAAGACAUCAUUCAAAGAUUUGCCUCCUGAAAUGGUUGAAGAGGUACUCAGUAAUGCUUUCACACUCGAUCUACUGCAUUGUCGACUAGUUAAUCGUCAAUGGAACGAAAUCUCAUCACGAAUCAUCCAGGAACGUGACGACAUAAGUUUAUGCUUUGAAUACAGUUUGGGAAGAUACGUCCAAAGAUUCCAACAACGACAAUGCAAACCAUGCUCGCUCAACAUACGCAGAUCGGUUCCUGCAUUAAGCGUCAAGCAUUUGACUGAUCUUGUGAUUUGUUUAAACGAGUCACCACUUUUCCCGUUCACAAGUUAUCGAUUCGAUCAGUUGACUACAGACUUACUUGUGAGCAUGAUCGAUUUCAUAAGAAAUUGGGGCAACCGCGUUCGCUCGCUCAGAGUUUCCUUCUCAGAUUCGAGAGGAAACGUAGAGAUUUUGCUCAAGAUGCUUUGUGGAAGACUUCCAAAUUUGAAGAAGCUUACGUUUGGCCCUAGUUCGCCGAUUCCAACCACGAUUUCUCUUUCGUUUGAUUCACAUCAGUUACGACUUCCUAAGCUAGAAGUUUUGUGCAUUCCGAACGAUAACUUCCGAAUCUACGGAACGAUGGUCGAAGACAUUCUCACAGCUUCGUCAAACUUAAAAACAUUUUUAAUGAUAGAACAGGCUGUGUCGCCCAAUGAUAUGGAAAUUUUAUACAAAUCGGAAAAGUUGCAUUGUCUCAAAGAUCUUAAGAUUGUUGUCACAGAAGAACUAAUUGCUUAUUGGAAGGAGUCACCCGAUCGCUUUGAGCUACAGUUGCGAUCCUUAAGUUUAUCAUUUAAUGACAUAAUUUACCUAGACCAUGAACUGAACUCUAGCGCAAGCGAGAUCGUAAACCGGUUGUUUCAUUCGAGCAGAAAUACUUUACAGACUCUAGUCACUCAACCGCUGGGACCGCUAAUUGGAUUAGUUUUUCCGAAAUUCGACCGACUGCGACAGCUACGUCUACGACAAGAACUGACCCAGAAAGACUAUCAGAUAUUUCCAUUUUCAUUCGAUUGGCCCCACAAGUUGCCAAAUAUAAACGAGUUGGAUGUUGACAUUCUAAGCGACGAACAUAAUCUGAUGUUCGACGAAUCCCUGAAAUGCUUGCCGAAUAUUGAGAUUUUGCGAGUUUCGUGGAAGAGAAACCGACAUGUCUUCGCGGAACUGAUUAAAAGGACGCCGAAUGUCAAGACUCUGGCAAUAAGAGAUGAUUACAGUUUUUGGUUUCGACGGGUUCGACAUAUCAAUUUUGAAGAGAUUUCCACAUAUUUACCGAAGUUGGAGAAUCUCAGUUGGCAAAUUCACAUCAAAAACAGUUUUUGGUACAAAUUGGAUGCGGUGAUCACUGGACUUCCCGCGAAUUUUUGUAAAUCAUUGGCAGAGGAGUUUCGAAAUGAGAACGAUCUGUCCGCGGAUAAGGUCUCAAAAUAUUGGAAGCGAUGCAACCCAUCAAUUCACGAUUUAACAGAAUUGAAGACUCUCCACAUACACUUUGAUAAGUGCACUUACUACAUCAAAGAUGAAGACGAUGACAGCGAUGACGGAAACCGAGAUGAAGCUGGAUUCGACCCGGACAGCAUUUUUUACGAAACUGGUUUCACCAAGGUCAGCCAGUUUCUAGGGUUCGACCAAAUGCCAAAUUUGGAGAUUGAGAUUCACCAUCGCAGGUUCAACAAGUGUACCAGCUUAGAUACGAAUUUGUGAUUGAGGAGGAGAAGACGUUUACGAAACGUUGUACAUGAUGAUUGAAUGAUGGAGAAAGCUAUUCUAACUGUAGCAUAUGACGAUAAAAUAAAAUAUGGCGCUUGUACCGGUUACGGUGGGUGUAAAGAGAUUUUG
Bradysia coprophila is the source of this 2260-nucleotide messenger RNA. RefSeq lists its product as uncharacterized. The record is from RefSeq and is a predicted model, not a curated record. Gene Ontology annotation, molecular function: protein binding. Lineage: Eukaryota; Metazoa; Arthropoda; Insecta; Diptera; Sciaridae.